AUGCCGCGCGUCCACGACCGCCCGCCACUACCCAUGACUCCUCUGCCCCUCCGCCGCCUCCACCUCCACAUCCUUCUCGUGCUCCUUGCAGCAUCAGCCGCGCAGGCCACCGACGACCCCAGCGGCUGCGGCGGGGGCGACCGCUGCGGCGACCUCGUCCUCCCCUACCCUUUCCAUCUCAACUCCUCCUGUGUCAGCGCCGGAGCCAACUCCUCCCUCUUCCGCCUCUCCUGCAACGCCAGCGCCACCCUCACCCUCGCGCUCGGCUCCGCCACGUUCCGCGUCCUCGCCUUCCUCCCCUCAGGAUCGCUCCUCCUCGACUACGCCCCUGCGUCGACAUCCCCGUGCGACGCGGCCUACGCCUCCUUCUCACGACCGACCUCGCCGGCGGCAGCGCUCGACGCCGCGCCCUUCCUCGCCAUCACGCCGGCCAACGUGCUCCGCCUCUUCGCCUGCGAGGACUCCUCUCUCUGCCGCGCCGGCUGCGAUGAUGUCGCGACGUGUGGCGGCAAGUCUGGGUGCUGCUACCCGCUCUCGGACGGCAGCGUCUGGAAGCCUGGGAACGGGCUGGGCGUUUUCGCUGACUACGGGUGCCGGGGUUUCUCGAGCUGGGUCAAGAACCGGUCGGCGCCGGCAGGGGCGUCGACCGGGGUUGUGAGGGGGAUCGAGGUCGAGUGGGCCGUGCUGAGGGGCAGCGCCAUGGCAAAAUGCGCCGAUGGCGCCGCGCUCGUGAAUGCCACGGCACUCCACGACGGCGUGCGGUGCGCGUGCGCGGCGGGUCUCGUCGGGGACGGCUUCGCACAGGGCACAGGCUGCUCCAAAGGCACAUCCUGCAGCAAUGGUGAGCAUGCAAGUGACGGCAGGGAUUGUUGCCAGGGACGAUUCUGCUCCAAGAAGGCAGUCGUCCUUGCUGGAUUUUUCGUUUCGCUCUUCUUCCUGGCGGCGGCAGUCUCGUUCUGGCUGUUCCUGAGACAGCCUUCUAAGGACAGCCGGUGGGACCUCGACCCGUGCAUCCCCAAGAUCCUCCGGAGCGUGUGCGACGCGAAGCAGUUCACGUACGAGCAGCUGGAGGAAGCAACGAAGAGGUUCGACAGCAAGAAGGCCGUGGACGCCGUCGACGGCACGGUGCACGCCGGCGUGCUCGACGACGGCUCCCUGGUCGCGGUGCAGAGGAUCGGCUACGAGACGCAGGGGAAGCUGAGGCUGGUCCUGGACCGGAUCGAGCUCCUGUCCGAGAUCUCUCACCCAAACAUAGGCCGCGUCGUGGGCUUCUGCCUCGAUUCCAGCAACGCGCUGCUGCUGGUGCACGAGCACUUCGCCGGGGGCACGCUGGAGGAGCACCUGCGCCAGAUGAAGUGCCGCGUCCUCAGCUGGUACCACCGGCUCAACAUCGCCAUCGAGGUCGCCAGCGCCCUCACGUACCUGCAGGCGCACGAGACAGCCCCGACCUUCCUGUACGACCUCAGGUCCAGCGAGAUCUUCCUGGACACCGACUUCGCCGCCAAGAUCGCCGGCUACAAGCUCACGAGGCCGGCGACGUACUACUCCGCGUCGUAUGACCAGGAUGUCGUGUGCAACUUCGGCCACCUCCUGAUCGAGCUACUGACGGGGCUGAUGCAGCAGAUCCCGCUCGACUCGGUCGCGCCCAAGGUGAGGGAAGGGAGGCUCCACGAGGUCAUCGACCCGACGCUUCUGUCGGGAAAGCAGCUCCCGGCCUCGCACGAUGAGGUGAGGAAGGUGUUCGAGCUCGCCGUCCGGUGCCUGUCCAGCGCCGAGAACGGGCUGUGCAUGCUCGCCGUCGCCAGAGAACUGAUGCACAUCCUGAGGGACAACAACGGGAGCAGCAGCAAGAUCGAGAUCUCCCUCGACGAGACUGUAAUCGAAGUCCCGUAA
Molecule: messenger RNA, 1893 nt
Organism: Miscanthus lutarioriparius
Lineage: Eukaryota; Viridiplantae; Streptophyta; Magnoliopsida; Poales; Poaceae
Source: the annotation of a GenBank genome assembly